CAGAAAACGUUUCUUAUUAUCCAGCGGGAACAGGGAUAAAAAACGUUCAAAGAACACUUCACUCCCGAACGAUGGAAUGUCGGACAAAAAGCAAAACAGGAAAAAGAAAGAGAAUAAUAUAUCGGAAGAAAAUAUGGUGUUCAGUAGCGAUAUUCAGCAGAAUGGGAACAUCGCCGAUAGCCUUGACAUUCAAGAGAAGCUGCUGGGGUUGGGAGGUCAAGUGUCGGAAAUGUCAGAGGUCGUGGCCAAAACGAGGGCCGAGCUGGACGAGGCGCGGAUGGAGAUAGCCAAAGUGAACGCCAUGUUUGUCGUCCUGUUUCAGACGCUGGACGAGGGGAAGAGGGGCGUGGUCAACAUCGCCCUUCAACUCAAGCAGGCCGUGCACGAGGAAGGGAACAAGGUCAUGGACGAGCUGAGGUUGACCUCGCGAGAAAUCAUCGCUUUAGUGGAAAACAAAGAAGAGGAGGAGGCGUAUGAGUAAGAAGUGAACGCGAUAAGAAGAUACAGGUUGCAUUGAUGUGAAGAGGGAAUUGGUGGGAGUGUGGUACAUCCAAGAACCA
Messenger RNA from Physella acuta, 560 nucleotides. RefSeq lists its product as uncharacterized. The record is from RefSeq and is a predicted model, not a curated record. Gene Ontology annotation, cellular component: mitochondrion; cytoplasm; membrane. Gene Ontology annotation, biological process: mitochondrial ribosome assembly. Lineage: Eukaryota; Metazoa; Mollusca; Gastropoda; Physidae.